AUGAAACUUAUCACUUCUACCCUCCUUGUCUUGUCCUUGAGUGCAGAUGCCUUUGUCAUUCCUGGAUCGCAACCAUCAUCGCUUUCCACCACCACAACCAGCACCAGUUUGAAGGAUGUCGGUCUCCAAUGGGGCUUCGACGAGACUGGCUGCCGAAAUGAGUACUUCUUGGAGCACUGGUCCGACCGCAAUACGAAUUAUACUCCACAAAGUAAUUGGGCCUAUGAUCCGUGGAGUGGAAUCAGCCAAACCAUCUUUGUCCCCCGUCACAAGGAAGUGAUUGGAGCCUUUCAACACGAGUUUGCGUCAAAGGACAUUUUGGGCACCACGGCAUCUCCGAAGAGCACUCCGGCACCACCAGCACAACAACAACAAAACGCCCCAACAUUGCCACCAUCAGAACCAGCGCAACCCAUGCCCGAUGCACAAGUUGCUGCUCCGCACUACGAAGCGCAAAAAAUGAUGAACUAG
This is a messenger RNA of Cylindrotheca closterium, 471 nucleotides long. The record is from the annotation of a GenBank genome assembly. Lineage: Eukaryota; Bacillariophyta; Bacillariophyceae; Bacillariales; Bacillariaceae.